AUGGGAUUGGUAAUUGUUGAAGCGGAAGAGGAGGAUGAAAUACGAGAAGGUAGACUCGCCGCCGACGGCGGUGUGGGGAGCAUUCUGGUCCCGCCGACGAAUUUCUCGAUGGUCGACGACGGCAUUUUCAGAUCUGGUCUCCCUGACGCUUCCAAUUUCCGUUUCCUUGAAACCCUAAAUCUCCGCUCCAUCAUAUACUUGUGCCCUGAACCGUACCCGCAGGAGAAUGUAGAAUUUCUUGCAGCCAACAACAUCAAGCUAUUCCAGUUUGGAAUCAACGGGAAGACGGAGCCUCCUGUCCCUAUGCCUGAGGAUACCAUCAUUGAAGCUUUGAAGAUCUUAAUGGAUGUAAGGAACCAUCCCAUUUUGAUUCACUGCAAGCGAGGGAAGCAUCGCACUGGCUGUCUGGUUGGGUGCUUCAGGAAGCUACAGAACUGGUGUUUGUCCUCGGUCAAGGACGAGUACCGACAUUAUGCAGGCCUGAAGUCGAGGACGAGCGAUCUGUGCUUCUUGGAGAGCUUCAAUGUGGUGAGCCUAAGGCAAUGCCUGUACAGCAUCAUCUACCAGUACAACGGAUACAGCUCCAAGAGGCGUCUGCUAUACCGCGAAGAGAGUGUACAGAAACCCCAAAUCAAGUCCAUGUAAAAAGCUCAAAGCAUGGACUUGAUUCGGGCUGUCGAGAAACCAUACCUCAUUUCUUACAUUGUACGAUUCCUUUUUCUUUCUUCCAAUGGAUUCCAGGAACCUUGGUUUUAGUUUGGUUCGACUGAGAGCUCCACCGGGUAGUUUUAGUUCUGACAAGAAGCAUUUCAAAACUUGUGUUCUGUCUUUCCUCAAUCCUUUAAUUUGUCCCUGAAACGGUUUGUUGUUCUUGGUUAAGGCACUCCAUCACCUCCUGUUGAUUCUGAUUUUGCCUACUACCCAUCUCAGAUCGGGUGGCUGGCAGCCUCCUUUUAUGGCUUUUCAUCUGUCAAUUUGUAAAAGAGUCCCUGAUGCAGCUCAGAGCAACUACAUUUGUACCAGCAGCAACAUGUAUCCUCAACUUUCCACUGAAUAAGAUACUAUUGUAUUGUGUUCAUCGUUAAUGCACUUUCUAAUCCAAUU
Molecule: messenger RNA, 1104 nt
Organism: Linum tenue
Lineage: Eukaryota; Viridiplantae; Streptophyta; Magnoliopsida; Malpighiales; Linaceae
Source: the annotation of a GenBank genome assembly